AUGGCAGCUUUCAAAGGUGUUGACCCAAAGAUGAGUCAAAUUUUGCUAUAUAUCAAAACCAUCAUUCAAAUCUCACACCCACAUCUCACACUCACAUCAAUGGAAUUUGGUUUCAUGACAAUACUAUUUUCAUGUGUCUUUUUCUUGCUUCUGUCAUCUUGUGCAACACUAGACACCAUCACUACAAAUCAAGUAUUCAGAGAUGGAGACACAAUAGUUUCAGAUGAUAAUAUGUUUGAACUUGGCUUCUUUAGCCCCGGAAAAUCCAUGAAUCGGUACCUAGGGAUCUGGUACAAGAAGAUAUCGAUGGGUACAGUCGUAUGGGUUGCUAACAGGGAGACACCAGUUGCUGACAAAUCAGGCAUGCUCAAACUUAACAGAAAAGGAGACCUACAAAUUCUGGGUGCUGACAAUACAGUGAUCUGGUCAUCGAAUUCAACAGUAUCCGUGAUGAGCAAUAAUCCUGUGGUGGUGGUGCAGCUUCUAGAUACUGGAAAUCUUGUUGUAUGGGAUAGAAGCACCAAGAACGAAAAUGUAAUCUGGCAAAGUUUUGAUUAUCCAGGUAACACAUUGUUACCAGGAAUGAAAUAUGGAAAAGAUUUAGUAACAGGAAGAGAGCGGGUUAUAAUACCAUGGAAGAGUGCAGAUGAUCCUUCACCAGGUGAAUAUUUACACUGGCUAGACACAAAUGGAUAUCCACAAAUGUUUGUCAGACAAGGUUCAGUUAUACGAUGGAGAUAUGGACCAUGGAACGGUCGUAAAUUUCAAGCUUUACGCAUGGAAAACCCAAAUCCUAUUUACUCGGUUCAAUUUGUUUGUAAUGAUAAGGAAAUAUAUUUCAAAUAUGAGCUUAAAACAUCGGUUCUUCAAAGGAUCAUUGUGUUGCCAGAUGACACCGCUGUGCAUUUGCGUUGGAUGGAUCAAACCCAAAAGUGGGUUGUGCAUUCUGUUGGAGCAGUAACAGAGAUUUGUGGUGGUUAUGGACUUUGUGGGCCAUACGGAAGCUGCAACGCUAAUAGGUACCCCCCUUGUACUUGUAUGGCAGGUUUUAAGCCUCGGGUCCCAGAUGAAUGGGAUAGAGGAAAUGGGUCUAGUGGGUGUGAACGUAAACGGGCUUUAGAUUGUGGAAGUGGGUUAGGCUUUAAAAGAAUUUCAGGAGUUAUAUUUCCAGACACACGCCACUCAUGGUAUAAUCAUAGCAUGACGCUUGAAGAAUGUGAGAUGGCUUGCAGAAUGAAGUGCAAUUGUACGGCUUAUGCAAAUACAGAUAUCAGAAAUGGAGGAAGCGGAUGUUUGCUUUGGUUUGAUGAGCUUAUCGACACCACAGAGAACGAUGAUAAGCAGGAUUUUUACAUAAAAUUGGCUGCCUCUGAGUUCGCAGGUGCACCUUUAUGA
Messenger RNA from Helianthus annuus (common sunflower), 1395 nucleotides. RefSeq names its product G-type lectin S-receptor-like serine/threonine-protein kinase At4g27290. Bases 1 to 1395 code for a protein of 464 amino acids. The record is from RefSeq and is a predicted model, not a curated record. Gene Ontology annotation, biological process: recognition of pollen. NCBI's taxonomy places the organism in Eukaryota, Viridiplantae, Streptophyta, Magnoliopsida, Asterales, Asteraceae. The transcript has a single exon.